Pararge aegeria (speckled wood butterfly) is the source of this 1126-nucleotide messenger RNA. RefSeq names its product deoxycytidylate deaminase. The record is from RefSeq and is a predicted model, not a curated record. The transcript is spliced from 5 exons. Gene Ontology annotation, molecular function: zinc ion binding; dCMP deaminase activity. Lineage: Eukaryota; Metazoa; Arthropoda; Insecta; Lepidoptera; Nymphalidae. Bases 316 to 906 code for a protein of 196 amino acids. Gene Ontology annotation, cellular component: cytoplasm. Gene Ontology annotation, biological process: dTMP biosynthetic process; dUMP biosynthetic process.
UAAAUCCGCGCGCAUUGCAUUUCAGGCUUCAGCUGCAAAAAUCGAAAUGUGGUAAAAACUAUAAUAAUUAAAAACACGAAGUCAGGAGUUGUAGAUAAUACAGUUCUAACUGCUAAUUGUUACCUAAUGAUACUGUGAUUGUUAAUUAGCCUCAAACAAAUAAAUUAGUAUUUUAUAACUAACCUGUAACUGGCAAAGUUCAUAAGAAGUCUAAACAUCGAAUUAAAAAUACUUCUCAAGAAAACAACCAGUCUUCAACACAACCUUUGUUUAGAUUCAAAUAAAGAAUAUCUGACGACAACUUUCUUACAAAUAAUGAAUCGGUCACUAGAAGAUACAUCAGAAGUUACUUCAAAUAGAGAAGACGACUCCCCAAGCAAAGUUCAAAAAAAGCGUGAUGACUAUUUAGAAUGGAGAGACUAUUUUAUGGCAGUAGCAGUAUUAGCUGCAAAGCGGAGUAAAGAUCCUAAUUGCCAAGUCGGUGCCUGUAUAGUUAAUAAGGAAAUGAAAAUAGUUGGUGUUGGAUACAAUGGUAUGCCAGCUGGAUGUAGUGAUGACGAAUUUCCAUGGGGCAAAGAAGGGUCAUCAGCCUUAGAUGAAAAGUCUCUUUAUGUAUGCCAUGCAGAAAUGAAUGCCAUAAUUAACAAGAAUUUAGCCGAUGUCAAGGACUGCUCAAUAUAUGUAAGCUUAUUUCCAUGCAAUGAAUGCGCAAAGUUCAUUAUACAAUCUGGAAUCACUGAAGUUGUAUAUCUAUCUGAUAAAUAUUCACAUAAACCCAAGUAUAUGGCAUCGAAAAGAAUGUUUUUAGCUGCUGGAAUUAAAUGCAGACAAUUUAUACCAAAGCGGGAAAAAAUAGAAAUUGAGUUUACUACGAACAAUAAUAUCAACUGCAAUAAAACAUUGUGACACUUGCUCGCCACUAUACAUUAUGUAACACACUGUACACAUUUUGAUAGGAUAAUUUAAAGGUAUUUGUAUAUUUCAAGCGGAAUGCACAUCUAUAGCACGCACCGUGCACAAAAUUAAUUAAGAUGAAAUAAAAAUUAGUUUUGAAUCUAUUGAUGUUAGAUGUGGAAUCAGCUUUGAAAUGAAAGAGAGAUGUAAAUAAAUUUGUAAAAUAAAAAUU